CAAUCAUAGCUCUGAUAAUGUCCCCCUUAGCUACCGUUCGUCUGGUUGGCAGUCACAUAGACAAGCUUAAGCCUCACGCUUUAUCGUCCCGCCACAGCCCUCCCGCCACCGCUAUUCUUUUAAAGUCCAAGGCGCGCCGUAGAUUCGCCCCAAAACCGCGCAUGCUUUAAUCCACUCUGGUUCGGAGGCCUCGCUAUUGGAGCAGGACAUAAAUACCGCCCCAAGUACAACAUCCAAGGACUCGAUCCUGAGACGUCGAGGAAGAGGUUAAAAAAGGCGAUUUUUGUGAAAAUGAGAGAAAUUCUGCAUAUCCAGGGCGGGCAGUGUGGUAACCAAAUUGGAGCAAAGUUCUGGGAAGUGAUAUGCGAUGAGCACGGUAUCGAUCCGACGGGGUCGUACAAAGGUGACUCCGAUCUGCAGCUGGAGAGAAUCAAUGUGUAUUACAAUGAGGCGAGUGGAGGCCGAUAUGUGCCCAGAGCUGUGCUCAUGGAUCUCGAACCCGGAACCAUGGACAGCGUUCGAUCUGGCCCUUAUGGUCAGAUUUUCAGGCCCGAUAACUUCGUCUUUGGCCAGACUGGAGCCGGAAAUAACUGGGCCAAGGGCCACUACACUGAAGGCGCAGAGCUCAUCGACUCUGUUCUGGAUGUCGUCCGCAAGGAGGCCGAGAAUUGCGAUUGUCUUCAAGGAUUUCAAGUUUGCCAUUCAUUGGGAGGAGGCACAGGAUCAGGAAUGGGCACUCUCUUGAUCUCCAAAAUUAGGGAGGAGUACCCAGAUAGAAUGAUGCUAACUUUCUCUGUUUUUCCAUCGCCUAAGGUAUCAGACACAGUGGUGGAGCCUUACAAUGCGACUCUUUCUGUUCAUCAAUUAGUAGAGAAUGCAGACGAAUGCAUGGUCCUGGACAAUGAAGCGCUUUAUGAUAUUUGCUUCAGAACAUUGAAGCUAACAACACCUACUUUUGGAGAUCUUAACCAUUUGAUAUCUGCAACAAUGAGCGGAUGCACUUGCUGCCUUAGAUUCCCAGGACAAUUAAACUCUGAUUUACGCAAACUUGCAGUCAACUUGAUUCCUUUCCCUCGUUUACACUUUUUUAUGGUGGGAUUUGCUCCUUUGACAUCUAGGGGAUCUCAAGUUUACCGCUCUCUUACUGUGCCUGAACUUACCCAGCAAAUGUGGGACGCCAAAAACAUGAUGUGUGCAGCUGACCCAAGACAUGGGCGUUACCUCACAGCCUCUGCCAUGUUUCGUGGACGCAUGAGCACCAAAGAGGUAGACGAGCAAAUGUUGAAUGUUCAGAACAAGAACUCUUCUUAUUUUGUGGAGUGGAUACCAAACAAUGUGAAAUCCAGUGUCUGUGAUAUUCCUCCAAAGGGACUUAAGAUGGCUUCUACUUUUAUUGGAAAUUCUACUUCAAUUCAGGAAAUGUUCAGGCGUGUUAGUGAACAAUUCACUGCUAUGUUUAGGAGAAAGGCCUUCUUGCAUUGGUAUACAGGGGAGGGCAUGGAUGAGAUGGAGUUCACAGAGGCAGAGAGUAAUAUGAACGAUUUGGUCUCAGAGUACCAGCAGUAUCAAGAUGCAACAGCUGAUGAUGAGGCUGAGUAUGAAGAGGAAGAAGAUGCAAUGUAGGUCUUGCUUUGGUUUUGGCUUGGGUUUUUGUUGCAUCCAUCCUUUAAUUAUUAUGCAAGGGUUGUCCAGAAGUCAUGUUCACGACAGAAACUCACUUUUUUUUUGGUUGAGGGCCCGAAAGAGCUGUGCGAUUGUGGUGGUUUUGAUUUCUUUCCUGACCUGAUUGCGUGUGCUAUCUAUUGUAAUGUAUUUGUAUGACCUUACACUUCAAAAGCUUGAUAUAGAUUUAAAUAGUGCCUGAUUUGUUGCUUA
Molecule: messenger RNA, 1875 nt
Organism: Cryptomeria japonica (Japanese cedar)
Lineage: Eukaryota; Viridiplantae; Streptophyta; Pinopsida; Cupressales; Cupressaceae
Product: tubulin beta chain
Exons: 3
Coding region: 292-1623 (443 amino acids)
Biological process (GO): mitotic cell cycle; microtubule cytoskeleton organization
Cellular component (GO): microtubule; cytoplasm
Molecular function (GO): GTPase activity; GTP binding; structural constituent of cytoskeleton
Source: RefSeq, a predicted model, not a curated record